GGCCGCUUUUCAACCACUUCUCAAAAUUCAACCGUAUUGUUCUCUGGCCUUUCCUCCUCGCCAUGCCAGAUCUUACGGAGGAAGCUGGUCCUUCUGAGGCUCGAACCCAGAACGCGCAGCCGACGCAGGUGAAGAAACCCCGCGGAGCAAGGCCACGGCCGCCUGCUCACAAAGCCGGUCUGAAGAAGAAGAGACGGCCGUCGCUGGCGCCUGUGUCCCCAGUGACUCCCGAGAGCGCGACGGUGGAUGUGGAGUGUGCCAAGGCCGAGGAGCUCGGUCCAGAGGAUGGUGCAGAGCCCGGACGGACGUCCAAACUGCCAGAUGCACCAGAUGGAUCACAGCCCGCCAAAGAGCGUGUGAAGAAGGCGCAAGAACUCUUGGACAGGGUCUUCCACAAAACGAACACCAUAGCCGCGCCACUUGCAGAUAUUGGAUCAAGUUGGAUGAGAGUGGCUUGGCUGGGCCUGGUCGCGAUGUCUUGCAUUGUCCCAGGUGCGAGCAUCUUUGUCAUACCGUUCAUGUUUGUCUAUUGCUGCUUGUGGAAGCGGCAUUUGCUGGGUGUGGGCCCUCGCUCACUGAAGUUCUUACCAAUGUUCCAGGAAUUUGGAAUGUGGACUAUUCUCUUUCUGAAUGUGUAUGGCGAUAUUCUGUUUGUCUUUCGAAGCUGGGAGGUCUUUAAGGAGGGCACCAGCUUGCGCUCCAUUGUGGCGCAGAUGCAGAUCAAUCAGAUCUCAGAUAUACUCAGUCUGGGUUCGAUUCUGCUGUGGCGCGUUCUCUCAAUACACAUCAUUGAAGUGUCAGCUCAGGUUCAUUGGCACAAGUGCGAGGCCUUAAGAAAGUGUUCCAGAAACGGCGUGGAUAAAAUUGUGGACGACUUUUCAAAAACCUUCGGAGACAGUUGGCACCUUGAUGAUGAGCAUGUACCAGAUUGUUUUUCGAAGGUGUCCAGGGCACGUUGGUCUGUGCCAUGUGGCUUCGACAAAGUCCUGAUUCGAGCUUCGACGUUUGUGAUGUUUGGAGGGAUGCUGCUUCUGCAGGUGAGGCUUUUGAGGAGCUUGAAGAGCCUUGAGUCACUUGAGACGAGAGUUUUCCUGUCUGGCGGAGUCUCAUGGACAGACCUUUGGGCCUUUGAAGAAGCGAGGGAGUCGUUUUCGGGACCUAUAGAUGGAGUAUCAUGGCCCGAUCUGGUGGUCGUGGUGGCGGCAGCUAUUCCUGCGAGCAUGAGUUGGAACAAUGCGAUUUCUGGAAUCUUUUCAUCAACCUUGGGGAUGAAACGGAAUCGAGUUCAAUUGCUGCUCUUCUCUUGUAUCUCCUCGGGUUCUGUGGAGUACUUGAAUGCAUCAGAAAGGGAAACUUUGGAUUCGAGCGAGUUGAAAGCGGAUUCGGAUUUGAAGUUGAAAUACUUGCACAUCAGGGGAUCCUUGAAGGAGGCUGAAAGGGUUUCGGGUCGGAACGGCAGCCAGGAGGUGCCAGAAACCAACCUUUUUGAUGCCUUGGUUCUGGAGAAGGUGAAGAGUGUCGAGGACGUUGAAGCAUGGUGGGCAGUGCGGAGAUAUAUUCAGAUUGAUUUCAAAGACGAAUCUGCCAUUAUGGAUGCUUGUGGGGCCAUUGUGUUCUUGCUUCUCCUUGGCCUCCUAUUCACCGGCAUCGUGGAAUGGUCUCUUCAUAGCGACCCUUUCUCCCCCGGCUUUUUGUUGAUUCUUAUGCUGUCCUCAGUUCUGACCUUUGCCAUGUUCAGGGUCUUCGAAGUGUGCAUUGGAAUCAAUAAUGUCUUAGACCGGGACACUCUCUUUUUGACGGAGGCCAUGCUCAAGGCAGUGCAUUUACGAAAGCAUUGGGAUCGGACCAAGGUGAUUGCAGCCCUGCAGGCCAUUGAGCGGAGACUGAGUGUCUAUGAUGACAAACAAAAGCUCUUGGGCAUCACAGUGUCUGCCAACUUGCGAAAUGGUUGGAUCGCAUCCCUGGUGGUGACAUUCUUCAGCUGGGGAUCUCGUUUCAUGACACCAGUGUUGUCUCAUUUAGAUGUCGACAAUUUGCAGCAACUGAUUCUGAACAAAACCAAUUUUGUGCGCAAAGGCAAGUAAAUGAAGUCCUGCCUGCAUGCCGCUGCAUGCCGCUGCAUGCCCACAUGGCCAAGCCAUUGUCAAGCCGCAGAAUGCCCGAUGUCCUACGUGGUUGUUUCACCAUUCCAGCAGCCCAAAGAGGCCCCGAAGUGGAGACUGUGUGGCAAGUACUUCUGCGAA
Molecule: messenger RNA, 2243 nt
Organism: Durusdinium trenchii
Lineage: Eukaryota; Dinophyceae; Suessiales; Symbiodiniaceae
Source: the annotation of a GenBank genome assembly